AUGGCGCCAGCUGUCGCCGUUGCUGGACACCACCGUGUAGUACCGUUAGCGACGCCGUCGGCGGCGGAGGCGACUCCGGUGGUGCAACCGGCAAUGGUAUCGGAGACAUUUGCUAAGGAUGCAAUAUUAGCGUGGUUUAGGGGUGAGUUUGCAGCUGCAAAUGCGAUAAUAGAUGCGUUAUGUAACCAUAUAACACAGCUUGAAGGAGGGAGAUCAUCGGAGUAUGAAUCGGUAUUUGCAAGCAUACAUAGAAGGAGACUGAAUUGGAUCCCAAUUCUUCAGAUGCAAAAGUACUGUUCUAUUGCUGAGGUUACUCUUGAUUUACGGAAAGUUGCUGAGAAAAAGAUGAAGGAGAGAGAAGAGGUACCGAAACAGUGUGGUACGGAAGUGAAUGGUGACGUGGCAAGCAGUAAUUCCGUGGAGUGCUCUGAAAAUGGAGAUUCAUCAAGAGAUGAUUCUCCUGAGAGUGACAUCACUGAUACAGGAUCCCAAAUACAGCCGUUGCUAGAAAGUGUUGAAUUCUGCUCAAACCAUGAGAACUGUGAGGCAAGGCAUGCCCAAAUGAAGAUGACAAAGGGGUUUGUGUCAAAGGAGCCAGUCAAAGGGCAUAUGGUGAAUGUAGUACGAGGUCUGAAGUUAUUCGAAGACGUAUUUACUCCAAAUGAAAUCUCUAAACUAUAUGACCUUGUGAACGAACUUCGUGUUGCUGGCCAGAAUGGUGAUCUCAAAGGUGAAACUUUUAUUUUAUUCAACCAGCAAGUGAAGGGUAACAAAAGAGAGAUGAUUCAACUUGGGACCCCAAUUUUCGGACAAAUAAAAGAGGAGGCCACAUGUCUUAAAAGUAACAUUGAACCAAUUCCAGCUCUUCUACAAGGUGUCAUAGACCACCUGGUUCAGUGGAAUCUAAUAUCAGAAAGUAGAAGACCUAACAGCUGCAUCAUCAACUACUUUGAUGAGGGGGAGUAUUCACAGCCUUUCCUAAAACCACCUCAUUUGGACCAGCCAGUGUCUACCCUUCUCCUCUCUGAAUCAAUGAUGGCAUUUGGUAGAGCCCUUGUAAGUGACAGUGAUGGGAAAUACAAAGGAUCAUUCAUGCUUUCUCUUAAAGAAGGGUCUCUUUUAGUCAUGAGAGGAAACAGUGCUGAUAUGGCCAGACAUGCACUGUGCUCAUCAGCUAGCAAAAGAGUUGCUAUUACAUUCUUCAAAGUAAGAACAGAGAUGAAUAGCUCCGUCUCAGAUCAAAUCCCUCCUCUGACUAAAGCAAUGACCUUAUGGCAACCCGGUGUCCCAACACGAUAUUCGACUCCAAAUGGAGCAGCUAAUGGUUAUAAGAUAAUGGACGUGACACCUAAAUGGAGUUUCCUUAGAGCUCCAGAAGUUAUGCUAGCUCCUGUGCAUCCAAUGGUUUUAAGCCCCCGAAGGAUUCCAAAUGGUGGUACUGGUGUUUUUCUUCCAUCAUCCAGAAAACCUGCAAAACAUCUCCCGCCACGUGCCCAGAAAAGGCGGUUUCUUGAGCUACCUUCCCCUGGUAACUCGCCUAAAUCAGUGAGCAGUUCAGAAGCAAGUAUGGAAGUUUAGACCGAGUAUGAUCACACACACUCCCUAAAACACCAUUAGUGCUGCAUUCAAGAGUUAUCCAGCAUCCCCUGUGUGGGGCUUCUUCUCUACCAUGAUGAGCUCAGUCACUAAGUAUGAACAUUCUGUGUUCUUCUACUUCCUCCAAAGAUUUUUCCAUCUUUUACUUAGGUGUUGGCUGAUAUAUCUUUCUACUUAUGCUAACCAUUAGAGGCUUUAGAGAUUUUGAGCUCAGUCAGUUGAGUGUAUUAUCCUUUACAGAAUGCUGAAUUUUUCAUUUGAGUUUUUUCUUUUUCUAUCAAUCUCUUCUAGGUUACUAGAGGUUUAUUUUGGUGUAAUUACAUGCUGUUUCUCUUCUUUAUUACACUUUUUUCAGGGUUGAGUGUUUACAGCUAUCAGAUGCUUUUAUUCGUUUGUUAUUCACUAGUAGUUGAGCCAAUGAAUUCACUUUUAUC
Lycium ferocissimum is the source of this 2030-nucleotide messenger RNA. RefSeq names its product RNA demethylase ALKBH10B-like. Lineage: Eukaryota; Viridiplantae; Streptophyta; Magnoliopsida; Solanales; Solanaceae. The record is from RefSeq and is a predicted model, not a curated record. The coding region runs from base 1 to 1578 and encodes 525 amino acids. The transcript has 7 exons. Gene Ontology annotation, molecular function: demethylase activity; mRNA binding. Gene Ontology annotation, biological process: mRNA catabolic process.